Molecule: messenger RNA, 1236 nt
Organism: Brugia malayi
Lineage: Eukaryota; Metazoa; Nematoda; Chromadorea; Rhabditida; Onchocercidae
Exons: 11
Coding region: 1-1236 (411 amino acids)
Biological process (GO): glycogen biosynthetic process; protein phosphorylation
Cellular component (GO): phosphorylase kinase complex
Molecular function (GO): phosphorylase kinase activity; ATP binding; calmodulin binding
Source: RefSeq, a predicted model, not a curated record
AUGAUGGCCGACCAUCUUGAUUUGGACGAUGAAUUCGACACCGGUGAUGAAACGGAUCAGUCUGAAGCACUUGAGACUUCAACGUCGGAAUUCUACAAUGCGUUUGAAGUAAAAAAUGUAUUGGGACAUGGAUUAGCAUCGACUGUUCGACUCUGUAUUGAAAAAGGGACAGGUUUGGAAUUUGCAGUAAAAAUUGUUGAUAUCAGUACGGAGCGCCAAUCAGAAGUGGAAGCUCAUCGAUUAUAUAAUGAAACAAUUAGCGAAGUAAAUUUGCUAAGACAGCUUUCAGAACAUCCGUCAAUUAUUAAUAUACAUGACUUCUAUGAAACACCGGCAUUUCUUUUCGCUGUUUUUGAAAUGGCUCCAAAGGGUGAACUAUUCGAUAUUCUUAAUAAAUCAGUAACAGUUAGUGAGAAGAAAGCAAGACGUUUGAUGCGACAGCUUUUUGAUGGAGUUGCUUAUAUGCAUGAUAGAAAUAUUGUACACAGGGAUAUUAAGUUAGAAAAUAUUCUCUGUAUUGACGACGAAAGAAUUGUGAUUAGCGAUUUUGGGUUUGCUACACAGAUACAGCCAGGACAAAAAUUGAGAGAAUUAUUAGGAACGCCAGGUUAUUUAGCUCCUGAAAUGCUGAAAUGUCAGAUGUACGAAGAAGCUGAUGGAUACAGUGUUGAAGUUGAUGAUUGGGCACUUGGUGUCAUUUUAUAUACUUUACUUGCCGGUUGCGCACCUUUCUAUCAUCGACGACAGCUAAUGAUGCUUCGCAUGAUACAGGAAGCAAAAUAUGAAUUUCGAGCAGAUCAGUGGUCUCAAAUCACUUCCGAUGCUAAAGAUUUGAUCAGCCAUUUGUUAAUCGUUGAAGUUCAACAGCGUCUAACGGCUGCCCAAUGUCUGCAUCAUCCAUGGAUGAAAACUGCUGCUGUAACGCUAAAGAAGAGCGUGAUACAACAAAAAUUUGUUGCUGAAAAACGAGACUACAAAAAACUUUGGAAAUAUGGCAUUACAAUGGCACGAUUUUUUGUACGUCUAACAAAUAUCAAAGUAUUGAAAUUAUUGAUUGAUCGGGAUGUGCUGAGGGAUCGUCCAUUUCGUGAUCGUGAUAUUCGACACGAAUCUGAGGCUGCUGUAUUUGAAGUUUACGGACAUUGGGUCAAUCGCGGUUUUUAUUAUUCACGCGAUAUGUUAUUCGCAAAUAAACCUAAGCCAAAAUAUAGAAAAGUGGAAAUUGAAGCCAGCUAA